AACUACAGAAGAUAACAACACCAACAACCGAAACCAAAACGACUCUCUCGCUCUAGCUCUCUUGCAGAUUUUAUGAAAACUUUAUUGUUUUGCUGGAGAAACACAACAACUUGGAAGCUUCAGACGCUAGACUUUCAAAUCAGAUGUCAUGGAGAGUCUUUCGGGAGGCCUGUCUGUUAUCGUAUGGGGAUGCACAGGCGGAAUUCUUCUGCUGCUCCUCAUUGCAAUAUUCUACUACAUCUUCAGCUUGAAGAGUGUACUCCACAGUGAAUGUAGUUCUACUACUACAGCCAUCUUGAGCCUGUGUGCGUCUGUACUGACGGUCACGCUGAUUCCUGUGGAUAUUUUCUUGGUUUCUUCCAUGAAAGAUACAAAUGGAACAUUUGAGGAUUGGGCUGCAGAUAACACAACCAGGGAUGAGGUUCAACAAGACAUGCAGUAUUGUUACUACGCCCUGUACUGCUGCAAUGCAUUCUUCUUGUUUGUCAUCAUCCCGUUUGUAAUGUUCUACUAUGAAGAAGGAGACGAAGAUACCACAAGGGCAAAGCGAUGCUGUACCGCUACAAAGUAUACUGCGGGUUUCAUUGUGAUUGCCUUUAUCCUUCUACUGAUUGGUGCCUUUGUUCCCUGGCAGGGGAUUCCCCAAGAGGGGAAGAACUCUACCAAAUGGGUGGAGUUCCAGUAUCUCAUCAAUGAGUUUGGCAAUGGAAAGGGAUUUGAUGCUCUUUACUUUCUGAUUGGCUUCAUAGCCUUGAUAGGAAUGGUUGGCAUCAUCUUCUAUAUGGCUAUCGGCAUGGCAGCCAUUCCUAUAGAGAUGAUUAAAGGAACGCAGAGUGUGACUGAUGAGCUUGAAGAGACAGACUCUGCCAUCCAGCACACCAUCAGACGUCGCAAUGCCAUCAAGAAAAAGUACCAUCGUUCGAGCAGUUCGACGUCCAACCGUGACCGUGGCCGGCUCCAGCAGCUGGAUGACGAAGAAGAACUGAUCAAAAGGAGACAGCGCCAUCUCAAGGGCAAGAAGGGAUCGCUGAGCGCUCGGUGCGGCAAAUUUUGGAGGCCGUUUGAGAUCAUCGCAGGAAUCUUGCUGAUUCUCUUCUCGUUUCUCUUGAUCACUUCACUCUCCAUGACCAGUUUGGACCGAGCCCUGCAUUCCCUGGGACCUCGCAGUGGGUAUGUGCUGACCAAGAGAACCUACCCCAAUCCUGUGGACAUGAUGCUUCUCUAUGCACAGAGGGCUUUUCCUCUAGACCUUGUGAUCUUCAGCAUCAUCUUGACCUACUUCUUCUGGACUUCUGUUGGAGGCAUCAAGAAGAUGGGCAUAUGGUGCUUCUGCAUCAGAUUGUAUAGAAUCCGUCCGAAGCGAACCAAGCCUCAAGCCUUGCUCUUCCAAUGCUCUCUGGUUAUCUGUAUGAUCAUGGCUCUCAAUACAAUGCUCUACACACUGGCACCUGAUUACUUGAGCUAUGGAUACCAGAGAUAUGUACCAAGCAACGGUACAGAAGCAGUGCAGUGCAGUACACAGGCUGGCGAUGAGUGUGUCAUGACUGUUACAGUGACGCUCAUGUCCAAGUUCCUCUAUAAGGUCUGGUUCUUUGGGGCAUGCUUCUACUGGGCCACAUGGGGCUUCAUAGGGAUGUUCCUCCUGAGCGUGGUCAUCUUUCUCUUCCGCCGUCGCCGGUCAGCCAUCGCUGGACGUGUGGAGGCUUCGGAUACAGAGGACAGUGACGAAGAGAUCCUAGAUCCAUAAGCUGGCAGUGCCUUCAUCUCAUUAUAUGCUUCGUUUAUUACAUACAGUUAACAUUUAAAUUAUUCAUACCCUUAUCAAGUUUUGUUAUUUUAUACAGUAUGUCAGAAAAUUGAUGUGUCCUGAUUUGUGUUUCCUGAGAAUGUGACAUAUUAAAGCCCCACUGCACUACUUAUAGCUACUUGCGCUCUCUAUAUAGCAAACAAUGCUUAAAUCAGUGACCAUUGGUCCC
This is a messenger RNA of Strongylocentrotus purpuratus (purple sea urchin), 1976 nucleotides long. It is a transcript of the gene lmbrd1, whose product is annotated as probable lysosomal cobalamin transporter. The record is from RefSeq and is a predicted model, not a curated record. The transcript has 16 exons. Gene Ontology annotation, biological process: protein localization to vacuole. NCBI's taxonomy places the organism in Eukaryota, Metazoa, Echinodermata, Echinoidea, Camarodonta, Strongylocentrotidae. Bases 149 to 1747 code for a protein of 532 amino acids. Gene Ontology annotation, cellular component: vacuolar membrane.